AUGAAUUUGCAUACGUUUGAUAUUGUGGCAAAAGAUAAAGGCAGUCCACAGAUGGAGGGGCACUGUACUGUAAAGAUCAGGAUUGCGGAUGUUAAUGAUAAUGCCCCUCAAAUUAUUAUAACCUCAAUGACCAGUCCAAUACCGGAGAAUUCAGCCCCCGGGAUGGUUAUUGCAUUGAUUAGCGCUAAAGACUUAGACGUUUGUGAGAAUGGCAAAGUAAAGUUAAACAUGUCCCCAGGUUCCCCGUUCACUCUGAAGCCCUCCGUUUCCAACCAUUACGCACUGGUGACCAAUGGCCCAUUAGACCGAGAGGCGUCCUCGAAGUAUGAUGUUGUCAUAAAUGCAGUUGAUUCAGCGUCCCCACCUUUAUCUACAAUGAUAACCGUAACCGUGAAAAUCCUAGAUGUCAAUGACAACCCUCCAGUGUUUUCCCAGACAUCAUAUACUGUUUAUUUAAAAGAAAAUGGCACCCUGGGAUCUUUACUGAACACAGUGUCCGCCUCUGAUACAGACAUGUGUGAGAAUGCGAAGAUCUCCUAUUAUAUAUUAGACUCUAAAGUACAAGACAUGUCUGUCUCCUCCUAUAUUUACAUAAACUCAGAUAACGGCAGCAUCUACAGCAGGGUUCUUCAAUUCCGGUCCUGGAGGGCCGAAACACUUCAGUUUUUUAUUUCUACCUGGUAGUUAACUGCACUCACCUGGUGUCCCAGGUCUGAAUUAGCCCCUGAUUAGAAGGAGAGGAUGAAAAACAGAGGUGUUUCGGCCCUCCAGGAUCGGAAUUGAAGAACCCUGAUCUACAGCAUGCACUCGUUUGACUAUGAGAAACUGAAGGUGUUUCAGAUCCAGGUGCUGGCAAAGGACCACGGCUCUCAGUUUCUGAACAGCAACGCCACGGUUCAUAUUUUUACCCUGGACCAGAAUGACAAUGCUCCCGCUGUUAUUUACCCCUCCGCUGUCAUGGGUUCUGUCUCCCAUCAGAAGAUGCCCCGGUCCGCUAAAGCAGGCCACCUCGCUACUAAGAUAUCAGCAGUGGAUGCAGACUCGGGCCAUAACGCCUGGAUUUCCUAUAGGCUGGCGGAGGCCACAGACUCGUCUCUGUUCAGUGUGAAUCUUUACACAGGGGAGGUGAACGCGCUGUUUCAGAGCAGGAUGACUCAUCUCAGAGGCUGCUUAUAGAGAUAAAGGACAAUGGGGAACCGGCCCAGUCCACCACAGUCACAGUCAACAUACUGUUAGAGGACGGGCUCCACGAACCCAUCUCGGGCCUCCGCCAGAAAACAACGUAGCCCAUCAAGAGAAACAGUAAAAUCACCUUUUAUUUGAUCAUCUCCCUGGCCUCAGUGUCCAUGUUGUCUUUGUUGACUUUUCUCAUUUUAGUGGUGAAGUGCGUUAGAAACAGUAGGAGCAGCUCCAGUUGCUGUAUCAGACGGGCUGACUCUGACGGAUACAAGAAUCCCAACAGAAACCUGCAGCUCCAACUCAAUACUGACGGCCCUAUUAAGUAUGUGGAGGUCCUGGGAGGGGACAUGUUGUCUCAGAGCCAGUCCUUCAGGUCGUGUCUCUCUCCGGUGUCAGAGUUCAGUGAUUUCACCCUCGUUAAGCCCAGCAGCACCAUUGACUUUAAGGACAUGAUAAAUGUGCUUGAUGCAUCUUUACUGGACAGUGGGUGGACGUUUGAGAGCCAGCAGGUGAGAGCAGCUACUUUAUAAUGUGUGUUUUUAUUGUCACUGGAUUAUAUCGUUGUCCAUUAAUGACUGUAUGUCCUGGCACUGGGUUUUACCACUUCUAUUCAUUCGAUUCUAUAUUGUUUGGGUGUUUUGCAUUCACUCCUCAUCUCAGCGUUUUAAAGAGUAUCGUUUCACUUGGUCUAAGCGCUAGGGGCUACAGGCGCUCUCCACAAACGAGGUGCUGAAAUACUGUAGCUCUGGAAUAGCUAGAGCGUCAUGGAACACUUGGUCCUGUUGUUUUGUUAUUAGUCUAACAUUUAGUUGUGGCAGUCCUUUUGCACCUUACCGAGAGAAAAAAAAUGCAUGAAUUCAUGAAAUGGCGUUCUUCGACACUUUGGCAAAACCGUUAUAUAUUCAUGUUUAUUUAUUUACAUGAAGGUAAACUAUGAAUGCCAAUGCUGUAACAGACCCCCAUUUUGAGGAGUAAAUGGACACAUCGCUACAUCACUUCUGCUCAUAGCUGCGCAGUUUUUAUUUUUACUGCCAGUGCUGAGCUGCUCUCAAUGAUAAUCGAUUGGAGCUUUGUGAACCAAUCAUGUGCUGAACUGUACAAAGAGAUCUAGUACCUCCCCCAGCCUCAGCACCAUAAACCUAGCCUCGUCGAGAGCCAGGCUUUUUUUGGAGGUAUGACUACGCAAGACUACCAUAACCCUUACAAUGCACAGAGCUGAGAGAGACAGAGCUGCGCUCAUUUUGAGAGAUAGGACGGACAUUUAAAACUGUGUUCAAUUCUAUCCGAAUAAUAGGUUUUGCUUAGUGGGAUUAUCUUGCAAUGUAUUACAAACCAAUACCUUUACGAAUUCCAAGGGAUCAUCAUUCAUGGAAAUGAGGAUUCUAAUGAAGAUAAUGGUAUUUCUAUGGCGGGGGCUUCUGCUUUCCUCCCUUCUUGGGAAGACAAUAGAAGCGCAGACGCGCUACACCAUCCCCGAGGAGCUGAAUGUGGGAUCCGUUGUUGGGAAUAUAGCUAAGGAUCUGGGUUUGCAAGUGUCUGAGAUUUCCGAUCGUAAACUGAGGAUAGCCUCCGAGGGCGGUAAGCAGUAUUUCAGUGUGGAUUUGGGAAGAGGUGACCUUAUUGUUAGUGAGAGAAUAGACAGAGAGAAUCUGUGUGGACGAAGUCCCAAUUGUUUGUUACCUUUGGAGGCUUUAAUUGAAAACCCACUACAGCUGUUUCGUGUUGAAAUCGAAGUACAGGAUAUAAAUGACAAUUCCCCAGUAUUCCAAAACAAUCAAAAUGUUCUAAAUAUUGCGGAGUCUAGAAUUCCAGGUGUAAGAUUUCGUUUGGAAUCAGCACAAGACCCCGACGUUGGCUCCAAUACCUUACGCUCAUAUACACUAAGUAAAAAUGAACAUUUUGUGUUAGACAUAAAAACAAAGAAGGAUGGGUCAAAAGUCCCAGAAUUAGUUUUAGAAAAAGUAUUGGACAGAGAAAGGCAAUCCAUACAGAGCCUGCUUCUGACGGCCGUAGAUGGUGGAAAUCCUGCUAGAUCAGGUACAGCAGAAAUUACUAUUCGAGUUCUAGACAAUAACGACAAUGCACCCGUGUUUGAAGAAAGUACAUAUGACAUUCAAGUGGUUGAAAACACAUCACCAGGAACGGUCGUUGUCACUGUUAAAGCAGUCGAUCUUGAUCAAGGGUCCAACAGUGAGAUCGUUUACUCACUUGGACCACACACAUCAGAGUCACUACAGGACCUUUUAACUAUAGAUCCGCAAACCGGUGAAAUAAAGGUUAAAGGAGAUAUAGAUUAUGAAAAGGGAAAUUCGUUUAAAUUUGAUGUUCUCGCAACAGACAAAGGCACCCCACCAAUGCAGGGCGUAUGUAGUAUUAAUGUAGAAGUUAUGGAUUUAAACGACAAUUCCCCAGCUAUCAUUUUAAAGUCUCAGCCUAGCCCGGUGAGUGAAGACGCGCCUAUUGGAACAGUUGUUGCUUUGAUAAGCGCUAAGGACAUAGACUCUGGAGAUAAUGGUAAAGUCAAUCUGAAUAUAGCGCCAGGCUUACCUUUUUCAUUAAAUCCAUCAAUUUCUAAUAACUACGCUUUGGUUAGUGAUUCCAGUUUGGAUCGGGAGAAAAAAACAGAGUACACUGUCGAAAUUACAGCUUCUGACCUCGGGAAACCGUCUCUUACCUCCAGAAAAACAAUCACGGUUCGUAUUUUAGAUGUCAAUGACAACUCGCCAGUGUUUUCCCAGACCUCCUAUACUGUGUACGUUAAAGAAAACGGCAUCCCGGGAUCUUUACUGAGCACAGUGUCCGCCUCUGAUACAGACAUGGGUGAGAAUGCGAAGAUCUCCUUUUCUAUAUUAGACUCUAAAGUUCAAGACGUGUCUGUCUCCUCCUAUAUUUACAUAAACUCAGAUAACGGCAGCAUCUACAGCAUGCACUCGUUUGACUAUGAGAAACUGAAGGUGUUUCAGAUCCAGGUCCAGGCAAAGGACCACGGCUCUCCGUCUCUGAGCAGCAACACCACGGUUCAUGUUUUUAUCUUGGACCAGAACGACAAUGCACCCGCUGUUAUUUACCCCUCCGAUGUCAUGGGCUCGCAUCAGAAGAUUCCCCGGUCCGCUAAAGCAGGCCACCUCACCACUAAGAUAUCGGCAGUGGACGCAGACUCAGGCCAUAACGCCUGGAUUUCCUAUAGGCUGGUGGAGGACACACACUCGUCUCUGUUCAGUGUGAAUCUUUACACAGGGGAGGUGAGAACUAAACGCGCUGUUUCAGAGCAGGAUGACUCCUCUCAGAGGCUGCUUAUAGAGAUAAAGGACAAUGGGAAACCGGCCCAAUCCUCCACAGUCACAGUCAACAUAUUGUUAGAGGACGGGCUCCACGAGCCCAUCUUGGACUUCCGCCAGAAAACAGCAGAGCCCAUCAAGAGAAACAGUAAAAUCACCUUUUAUUUGAUAAUCUCUCUGGCCUCAGUGUCCGUGUUGUCUAUGUUGACUUUUCUCAUCUUAGUGGUGAAGUGCGUUAGAAACAGUAGGAGCAGCUCGAGUUGCUGUAUCAGACGGGCUGAUUCUGACGGUUACAAGAAUCCCAACAGAAACCUGCAGCUCCAACUCAAUACUGACGGCCCCAUUAAGUAUGUGGAGGUCCUGGGAGGGGACAUGUUGUCUCAAAGCCAGUCCUUCAGGUCGUGUCUCUCUCCGGUGUCAGAGUUCAGUGAUUUCACCCUCGUUAAGCCCAGCAGCACCACUGACUUUAAGGACAUGAUAAACGUGCUUGACGCAUCUUUACCGGACAGCGCGUGGACCUUCGAGAGCCAGCAGGUGAGAGGAUUUAAUUAGGUUUGUUUUUAUUAUUACCGGAUUAUAUCGUUGUUCAUUUAUGACUGUCUCCUGGCGCUGGGUUUUACCACUUUUAUUCAUUUCGAUUCUAUAUAAUUUGGGUGUUUUGCAUUCACUCUUUAUAACAGCGUUUUAAGCUAGAGAUACUGUAACUGUUUUAUUUUGCAUUGGAUGCGUCUCAAUCUAGCCUCCCGAGUGGCGCAGUGGUCUAAGGCACUGCAUCGCAGUGCUAGCUCUGCCUCUAGAGAUCCUGGUUCGAAUCCAGGCUCUGUCGUAGCCGGCCGCGACCGGGAGACCCAUGGGGCAGCGCACAAUUGGUCCAGUGGAGGGAAUAGGCGGCAGGGAUGUGGGUUCGAUUCCCAUGGGGGACCAGUAUAAAACGAAGCACUAACUGUAAGUCGCUCUGGAUAAGAGUGUCUGCUAAAAUGCAUCCACCGUUGUGCAUAUGCGGAGCUAGAGCGCUGUUAGUCAGACCAUGAGGCAUCCCGAAAAUCAGUAUUUUCACAGAAUCAGCUGUAGCGUUCGAAAGGUUUGGCCUACAAACUAUUCUGACCCAUGUAUGUAAAGAUGAGACGAACACCUACAUGUCAGUUGUUUUGCUCUAGGGUUAGGGUUAGGCCUCACAAGACUCUUCUGAAGGUCCCCCAGUACCAUUUGAACAGAAGUACAUAUCGAGAUUGUUUAGUGCCAAAAAUAAGGGGUUAAAUACAUGUUUCCUGAUCUUUCUUAUAUCUCUCAGAUAUAGGACAGACACUUCAGAACAAACUUCCUUUUGAAUUUUUUGGGGGGACUAUCUGUUGUUCCAUGUAGUGAUUCUGUAAUUCAAUGUGUUUGUAUUGGGCUAAUAGCAGUAAGGCCAUACAUAUUACAAUGUUCAUCAAAUACACAUAUAUAUAUAUUUUAGAUAUACUUCAAGGGGUCUUAAAAUUCCAAAUCAAAUAGCUAAAUGAUACUUGGUAUGACCUUCUGAAAACAAUUCCAUAUAGUUUAGUAAAACCCCCCUGCCGCGGUUUAGACAGGGCUUGUAGAGGGUUAAACUGACAGAUACAGUGGGGAAAAAAAGUAUUUAGUCAGCCACCAAUUGUGCAAGUUCUCCCACUUAAAAAGAUGAGAGAGGCCUGUAAUUUUCAUCAUGUACACGUCAACUAUGACAGACAAAAUGAGAAAAAAAAAUCCAGAAAAUCACAUUGUAGGAUUUUUAAUGAAUUUAUUUGCAAAUUAUGGUGGAAAAUAAGUAUUUGGUCAAUAACAAAAGUUUCUCAAUACUUUCUUAUAUACCCUUUGUUGGCAAUGACACAGGUCAAACGUUUUAUGUAAGUCUUCACAAGGUUUUCACACACUGUUGCUGGUAUUUUGGGCCAUUCCUCCAUGCAGAUCUCCUCUAGAGCAGUGAUGUCGCUGGGCAACACAGACUUUCAACUCCCUCCAAAGAUUUUCUAUGGGGUUGAGAUCUGGAGACUGGCUAGGCCACUCCAGGACCUUGAAAUGCUUCUUACGAAGCCACUCCUUCGUUGCCCGGGCGGUGUGUUUGGGAUCAUUGUCAUGCUGAAAGACCCAGCUACGUUUCAUCUUCAAUGCCCUUGCUGAUGGAAUGAGGUUUUCACUCAAAAUCUCACGAUUUUGAGUGAAAACCUCAUUCCUUUACACGGAUCAGUCGUCCUGGUCCCUUUGCAGAAAAACAGCCCCAAAGCAUGAUGUUUCCACCCCCAUGCUUCACAGUAGGUAUGGUGUUCUUUGGAUGCAACUCAGCAUUCUUUGUCCUCCAAACACGACGAGUUGAGUUUUUACCAAAAAGUUAUAUUUUGGUUUCAUCUGACCAUAUGACAUUCUCCCAAUCCUCUUCUGGAUCAUCCAAAUGCACUCUAGCAAACUUCAGACGGGGCUGGACAUGUACUGGCUUAAGCAGGGGGACACGUCUGGCACUGCAGGAUUUGAGUCCCUGGCGGCAUAGUGUGUUACUGAUGGUAGGCUUUGUUACUUUGGUCCCAGCUCUCUGCAGGUCAUUCACUAGGUCCCCCCGUGUGGUUCUGGGAUUUUUGCUCACCGUUCUUGUGAUCAUUUUGACCCCACGGGGUGAGAUCUUGCGUGGAGCCCCAGAUCGAGGAAGAUUAUCAGUGGUCUUGUAUGUCUUCCAUUUCCUAAUAAUUGCUGCCACAGUUGAUUUCUUCAAACCAAGCUGCUUACCUAUUGCAGAUUCAGUCUUCCCAGCCUGGUGCAGGUCUACAAUUUUGUUUCUGGUGUCCUUUGACAGCUCUUUGGUCUUGGCCAUAGUGAAGUUUGGAGUGUGACUGUUUGAGGUUGUGGACAGGUGUCUUUUAUACUGAUAACAAGUUCAAACAGGUGCCAUUAAUACAGGUAACGAGUGGAGGACAGAGGAGCCUCUUCAAGAAGAAGUUACAGGUCUGUGAGAGCCAGACAUCUUGCUUGUUUGUAGGUGACCAAAUACUUAUUUUCCACCAUAAUUUGCAAAUAAAUUCAUUAAAAAUCCUACAAUGUGAUUUUCUGGAGAAAAAAAAUCUCAUUUUGUCUGUCAUAGUUGACGUGUACCUAUGAUAAAAAUUACAGGCCUCUCUCACCUUUUUAAGUGGGAGAACAUGUACAAUUGGUGGCUGACUAAAUACUUUUUUUCCCCACUGUAUUUAUGGGGAUUUUUUUUAUUAUACUAAUUAGAUUUUGGGCCGCAGAAAUCAACUCUAGGUUAAAGAAUAUUGUUUAACUUGGUCUAAGCACUCAGGGCUGCAGGCGCUGUCCACAAACGAGGUGCUGGAAUAGCUCUGGAAUAGUUAGCAGGUCAUGGAACACUUGCUCCUGUUGUUUUGUUCGUGUUCUUCGUUUAAAAUUGUGUUGUGGUAGUCCGUUUGCAUCUGUCUGAAAAACAAUGCAUGCCUUGAUACAGUGCAUUCGGAAAGUAUUCAGACCCCUUAACUUUUUACACAUUUUGUUACGUUACAGCCAUAUUCUAAAAUGGAUUAAAUAAAUAAAAAUCCUGUUCAAUCAACACACAAUACCCCAUAAUGACAAAGUGAAAACAGGUUUUUAGAAACGUUUGCACAUUUAUUAAAAAUAAAAAACAGAAAUACAUUAUUUACAUAAGUAUUCAGACCCCUUGCUAUGAGACUCGAAAUUGAGCUCAGAUGCAUGCUGUUUCCAUUGAUCAUCGUUGAGAUGUUUCUACAACUUAAUUGGAGUCCCCCUGUAGUAAAUUAAAUUAAUUGGACAUGAUUUGGAAAGGCACACACCUGUCUAUAUAAGGUCCCACAGUUGACAGUGCAUGUCAGAGCAAAAACCAAGCCCUGAGGUCGAAGGAAUUGUCCGUAGAGCUCCGAGACAGGAUUGUGUCGAGGCACAGCUCUGGAGAAGGGUACCAAAACAUUUCUGCAGCAUUGAAGGCUCCCAAGAACACAGUGGCCUCCAUCAUUAUUAAAUAGAAUAAGUUUUGAUCCACCAAUACUCUUUCUAGAGCUGGCUUCCCGGCCAAACUGAGUAAUUAGGGGGAAAGGGCCUUGGUCAGGGAGGUGACCAAGAACCCGAUGGUCAGUCUGACAGGGCUCCAGAGAUCCUCUGUGGCGAUGGGAGAACCUUUUCAGAAGGAGAACCAUCUCUGCAGCACUCCACCAAUCAGGCCUUUAUGGUAGAGUGGCCAGAUGGGUGCCACUUCAGUUUUCUAAUCUAUUAUUAGUAUUCCAGUGACUACAUUAGAACAAAUCUUGCAUACUUUAAAUGUAUAUGUUUCCAUAACUAUGCAUGUUGAUAAUAGCUUCAUGUGUUUUUGUGGUUCUUUUGAUAAACAUCUUGCGUUUUUGAGGCUAUACACUGCAUAGCCCGACUGAACUUUUUGGUUUGGCGCUGUCCAAUGUUCUGAAAUCUACGCUACUGUUCUGACUCGUUGAAUGUGGUUGUUUUGUUUGCUGUCUGCGAUGCUUGAAUAGGGGAGAGCUCUGAGUGAUUCAGUUCUUCACUAUAGCAACAUUGUACUUUUUUAAAACCUCAACUAGUAGAACAUCUUGGUUGUUUUGUACCGUGCUUUGUUGUUCUGUUCCCUUACUUGCUCUUACAUUUUUAGUUAAAUAUGAAUUGCUUCUCUUUUUUACGACUUUGAUAGGGGGAAAAAACUGCAUUAUUGCAUCAACAGGAUAUGUCACAAAAGAUAGAGGACCCAUUGUUCCGUUUAAAUGUUUUGUUCAUGAAACAGUAGCUAUAUGUCUAACAGAAAUUAUAUUAUUUCAUUCUACUUCCAUUUCAAUGUCCGGUGUAUUUUGAUUUUCAUCAUUUUAUAAUUAGUCUUACGAAAAACUGUUUUUGUUUCUGAUUGUAGAGCGUAGUAGGCCUACACGGUUGUUUUCCUCUACCGUAGCCUGGGUCUGUACUGCUGCUUAAAGGCAGCACUGCUCAUAGUCUUAAUCUAUUGGAGCGCUGAGCGCCAAUAGCAUGCAGCAUUGUACAAAGAGAUCUACUCCCUCCCCCAGCCAUAGCACAGUAGCCCAUACAAUGCACAGAGAUGGGAGAGACGGAGCUACACUCAUCGAUACAGUGAAAGGAAUAUUUUUGCAACAUUUUGUACAUGAAAUUACUGUGUAUUUGGAAAUUGCAUUGCAUUCUCUUGCGAUGUGUGACGGAUCAAGUGCUUUAUAUAUUGCACGCUAUUUGUGGAGAUGUGGACGCUAGUCAAGAUAAAGAUUGUUCCAUGGCUGGCAUUAUGGAUGUUCUUUCUCUUGUGGAAUACAAUAGAGGCGCAGACUCGAUACACCAUUCCUGAGGAACUGGACGUGGGCUCUGUUGUUGGAAAUAUAGCUAAGGACUUGGGUUUUGAAAUCUCUAAGAUCUCUACUCGCAAACUGAGGAUAGCCCCCGGGGAUGGUAAGCAAUAUUUCGCUGUGGAUUUGGGAAAGGGCGAGCUCAUUGUAAAUGAACGGAUAGACAGAGAGAGUCUGUGCGGACAAAGCGCGAGUUGUUUGUUACCUCUGCAGGUUAUCAUUGAGGACCCACUUCAGUUUUAUCGAGUUGAGGUGGAAAUACUGGAUAUAAAUGACAAUUCUCCACGUUUCAAGUCAGAUGAAAACACAGUUAAUGUGGCGGAAUCAACUCUACCAGGGGCAAGAGUUCCGUUGGAAACGGCGCAAGACCCUGAUGUUGGAGUAAAUAUGCUGCACUCUUACACCUUGAAUAAAAACGACUUCUUCAAGUUGAAUGUUAAGAAUAGCAGAGACGGAACAAAGAUUCCUGAACUUGUUCUUGAAAAAGCCAUUGACAGGGAGAAACAGUCUGUCCAUCAUCUCAUUCUUACAGCAUUUGACGGAGGUUCUCCUGCUAGAUUGGGGAUAGCGAAAUUUACAGUUAUCGUUUUGGAUAACAAUGACAACGCUCCAAGUUUUGAGCAAGACUUGUAUGAGAUCCAACUUAGUGAAAAUACCAAUCCUGGAACGUUAGUAUUGACUGUUAAAGCUGACGAUUUAGAUGAGGGCUCCAACAGUGAUAUAAUUUAUUCAUUCGGGUCGCAAACACCAGAUGAAAUCCAAAAACGUUUUGCUAUCGACCAAGAAACAGGAGAAAUAACAUUGUCACAGGAGUUAGAUUACGAAAUAGGUCCUUCAUACAAAUUUGAUAUACGUGCGAGAGACAAAGGCACGCCAUCUAUGGAGGGGCACAGCGAUGUUCAGGUGACAGUUAUAGAUGUUAAUGAUAACCCACCUGAGAUAACCAUCACCUCCUCACCCAAACCCGUUAGAGAGGAUGCCCCAGUAGGUACCAUGGUAGCACUAAUUAGUGCAAAGGAUUUGGACUCGGGAGAAAAUGGUAAAGUUUCCCUUCGUAUGUCUUCAGAUUACCCUUUCAAAUUAAACCCCUCAUUUUCAGAUCAUUACGCACUAGUAACAGAUUCAACUUUAGACCGGGAGAAAUUCCCUGAAUACCGUAUUGAGCUUGAAGCAUCGGACUCAGGGUCCCCAGCUCUGACCUCGAAUAAAAUCAUAACAGUGGAUAUUUUAGAUGUUAAUGACAACCCUCCAAUUUUCUCCCAGCCGUCUUACACUGUUUAUGUCAGAGAGAACAAUGCUGCUGGAUCAAUAAUGUGUUCAGUGUCCGCUUCAGAUCCAGAUAUAGGUGAGAAUGCGAAGAUGUCCUAUUCUAUAUUAGACUCUAAAGUGCAAGACGUGUCUGUCUCCUCCUAUAUUUACAUAAACUCAGAUAACGGCAGCAUCUACAGCAUGCACUCGUUUGACUAUGAGAAACUGAAGGUAUUUCAGAUCCAGGUACAGGCAAAGGACCACGGCUCUCCGUCUCUGAGCAGCAACACCACGGUUCAUGUUUUUAUCCUGGACCAGAACGACAAUGCACCCACUGUUAUUUACCCUUCUGCUGUCAUGGGCUCUGUGUCCCAUCAGAAGAUGCCCCGGUCCGCUAAAGCAGGCCACCUCGCUACUAAGAUAUCGGCAGUGGACGCAGACUCUGGCCAUAACGCCUGGAUUUCCUAUAGGCUGGCGGAGGCCACAGACUUGACUCUGUUCAGUGUGAAUCUUUACACAGGGGAGGUGAGGACUAAACGCGCUGUUUCAGAGCAGGAUGACUCAUCUCAGAGUCUGCUUAUAGAGAUAAAGGACAAUGGGGAACCGGCCCAGUCUACCACAGUCACAGUCAACAUACUGUUAGAGGACGGGCUCCACGAACCCAUCUCGGACUUCACCCAGAAAACAGCCGAGCCCAGCAAGAGAAACAGUAAAAUCACCUUUUAUUUGAUAAUCUCUCUGGCCUCAGUGUCCAUGUUGUCUUUGUUGACUUUUCUCAUCUUAGUGGUGAAGUGCGUUAGAAACAGUAGGAGCAGCUCGAGUUGCUGUAUCAGACGGGCUGAUUCUGACGGUUACAAGAAUCCCAACAGAAACCUGCAGCUCCAACUCAAUACUGACGGCCCCAUUAAGUAUGUGGAGGUCCUGGGAGGGGACAUGUUGUCUCAAAGCCAGUCCUUCAGGUCGUGUCUCUCUCCGGUGUCAGAGUUCAGUGAUUUCACCCUCGUUAAGCCCAGCAGCACCACUGACUUUAAGGACAUGAUAAACGUGCUUGAUGCAUCUUUACCGGACAGCGCGUGGACGUUCGAGGGCCAGCAGGUGAGAGGAUUUAAUUAUGUUUGUUUUUAUUAUCACCGGAUUAUAUCGUUGUUCAUUUAUGACUGUAUCUCCUGGCACUGGGUUUUGCCACUUCUAUUCAUUUCGAUUCUAUAUAAUUUGGGAGUUUUGCAUUCACUCUUUAUAACAGCGUUUUAAGCUAGAGAUACGGUAUCUGUUUUAUUUUGCAUUGGAUGCAUCUCCAUCCACCGCAUCCACCGAUGUCGCACUCCCGCAUAUGCGGUGAAAGGUGACAGAGCUAGAGCGCUGUUUGUCAGACCAAGAGGCAUCCCGAAAAUCGGUCUUCUCACGAAAUCAUCUGUAGCGUUCGAACGGUUUGGCCUACAAACUAUUCUGACCACUCUAUGUAAAGAUGAGACUCUCACGAACUCGAUGGUGUUCUCCGUUUUACGUUUCACCCCAUAAGCAUCUUAGGACUCGUCUGAAGUCGUUACAGCCGAUCUGCCAACUUCUGUCUGUAGUCCGAACGGUUUGGGCUACACACUAAUUUGACCCAUCUGAGGAAAGGUGAGACACUCACGAACACGUACAUGUCAGUUGUUUUGCACUAGGACACCCAAAGGCCUCACAAGUCUUGUCUGAAGGUCCCCCAGUACCAGUUGAACGGAAGUAUAUAUGGAGAUUGUUUAGUGCCAAAAAUAAAGGGUUAAAUACAUGUUUCCUGAUCUUUCUUAUAUCUCUCAGAUAUAAGACAGACACUUCAGAACAAACUUCCUUUUGAUUUUUUGGGGGGACUAUCUUUUGUUCCAUGUAGUACAUCUGUAAUUCAAUGUGUUUGUAUUGGGCUAAUAGCAGUAAGGCCAUGUUACAAUGUUCAUCACAUUUUUAUAUAUAUAUAUAUAUAUAUAUAUAUAUAUACUUCAAGGGGUCUUAAAAUUCAAAAUCAAAUAGCUAAAUGAUACUUGGUAUGACCUUCUGAAAAUAACUCCAUAUAGUUUAGUAAAAACAAAUUCCCCCUGUUUAGACAGGGCUUAGUCUGUAGAGGGUUAAACUGACAGAUAUUUAUGGGGAUUUUUUUAUAAUGCUAAUUAGAUUUCUGCGAGCCGCAGAAAUCGAUUCUAGGUUAAAGAAUAUUGUUUAAUUUGGUCUAAGCGCUCAGGGCUGCAGGCGCUGUCCACAAAUGAGGUGCUGAAAUAGCUCUGGAAUAGUUAGCGGGUCAUGGAACGCUUGAUCCUGUUGCUUUGUCUGUGUGCUUCGUCUAAAAUUGUGUUGUGGCAGUCCGUUUGCAUCUGUCUGAAAAUCAAUGUAUGCCUUGCAGUACAUACAGUGCAUUCGGAAAGUAUUCAGACCCCUUCACUUUUUACACAUUUUUGUUACGUUACAGCCUUAUUCUAAAAUGGAUUAAAUAAAUAAAAAUCCUCAUCAAUCUACACACAAUACCCCAUAAUGACAACGUGAAAACAGGUUUUUAGAAACAUUUGCACAUUUAAAAAAAAUAAAAAACAGAAAUACAUUAUUUACAUAAGUAUUCAGACCCAUUGCUAUGAGACUCGAAAUUGAGCUCAGAUGCAUCCUGUUUCCAUUGAUCAUUGUUGAGAUGUUUCUACAGUUCACCUGUAGCAAAUUAAAUUGAUUGGACAUGAUUUGGAAAGGCACACACCUGUCUAUAUAAGGUCACACAGUUGACAGUGCAUGUCAGAGCAAAAACCAAGCCAUGAGGUCGAAGGAAUUGUCCGUAGAGCUCCUAGACAGGAUUGUGUCGAGGCACAGAUCUGGAGAAGGGUACCAAAACAUUUCUGCAGCAUUGAAGGCCCCCAAGAACACAGUGGCCUCCAUCAUUCUUAAAUUGAAGAAGUUUGGAACCACCAAUACUCUUCCAAGAGCUGGCUUCCCGGCCAAACUGAGUAAUUGGGGGAAAAGGGCCUUGGUCAGGGAGGUGACCAAGAACCCAAUGGUCAGUCGGACAGGGCUCCAGAGUUUCUCUGUGGCGAUGGGAGAACCUUUUCAGAAGGAGAACCAUCUCUGCAGCACUCCACCAAUCAAGCCUUUAUGGUAGAGUGGCCAGAUAGAUGCCACUUCUCAGUAAAAGGAACAUGACAGCCCACUUGGAGUUUGCCAAAAUGCACCUAAAGGACUCUCAGACCAUGAGAAACAAGAUUGUUUGGCCUGAUGAAACCAAGAUUGAACUCUUUGGCCUGAAUGCCAAGCUUCACGUCUGGAGGAAACCUGGCACCAUCCCUACGGUGAAGCAUGGUGGUGGCAGCAUCAUGCUGUGGGGAUGUUUUUCAGCGGCAGGGACUGGGAGACUAGUUAGGAUCGAGGGAAAGAUGAACGGAGCUAAGUACAGAGAGAUCAGCCAAGACAAUGCAGGAGUGGCUUCGGGACAAGUCUCUGAAUGUCCUUGAGUGGCCCAACCAGAGCCCGGACUUGAACCCGAUCGAACAUCUCUGGAGAGACCUAGAAAUAGCUGUGCUGCAACGCUCCCAGACCAACCUGACAGACCUUGAAAGGAUCUGCAGAGAAGAUUGGGAGAAACUCCCCAAAUAAAGGUGUGCCAAGCUUGUAGCAUCAUACCCAAGAAGACCCGAGGAUUUAAUCGCUACCAAAAGUGCUGCAACAAAGUACAGAGUAAAGGGUCUGAAUACUUAUGUAAAUGUGAUAUUUCCGGUUUUUUUUUUUUUUUAUACAUUUGCAAACAUUUCUAAAAACCGGUUUUUGAUUUGUCAUUAUGGGGUGUUGUGUAUAGAUUGAUGAGGGGAAAAAAAGCAAUUAAAUCAUUUUUAGAAUAUGACUGUAACAUAAUUUUUUUUGGAAAAAGUCAAGGGGUCUGAAUACUUUCCAAACGCACUGUACAGGCUAUUUAUUUUACAUGAUAUUAAUUCAUGAAAUGAUAUUCUUCUACACUUUGGCAAAGCUUUUAUAUAUGCUUUUUAUUUGUUUGUUUAUUUAACAUGAAGGUAAACAAUACAUUCCAGUGCUGUAACAGACCCCAAUUUUGAGAAGUAAAUGGACACAUCACUACAUCACUACUGCUCAUAACUGCACUGUUUCUUUAACUGCCAGUGCUGAGAUUCUUGCAAUGAUAAUCCAUUGGAGCUCUGUGAACCAAUCAUGUGCUGAACUGUACAAAGAGAUCUAGUACCUCACCCAGCCUCCGCACCAUAACCCUAGCCUCGUCGAGAACCAGGAUGUAUUUUUGUUGAAGUAUGGCUACGGGAGUCUACCAUUCUUCAAUGCACAGAGCCUAUAGAGACAGAGCUGCGCUCAUAUUGAAAGAUAGGCCGGAUAUUUAAAAGGGUGUUCAAUUCUAUGCAAAUAAUUCAUUUUACAAAGUGGGAUUAUAUUCCAAUGUAUUACAAACCAAGACCUUGACGAAGUUCAAGGGAUCAUCAUUCAUGGAAAUGAGGAUUCUAAUGAAGAUUAAGGUAUUUCUAUGGCGGGGGCUUCUGCUUUCCUUCGUCCUGGUGAAGACAAUAGAAGCGCAGACGCGCUACACCAUCCCUGAGGAGCUCAAUGUGGGAUCUGUUGUUGGGAAUAUAGCUAAAGAUCUGGGUUUGAAGGUGUCUGAGAUUUUCGAUCGUAAACUUAGAAUAGCUUCCGAGGGUGGUAAGCAGUAUUUCAGUGUGGAUUUGGGAAAAGGCGAGCUCUUUGUUAAUGAGAGGAUAGACAGAGAAAGUAUGUGUGGAGGAAAUGCCAAUUGUCUGUUGCCUUUAGAGGCUAUUAUAGAAAACCCACUACAGUUGUAUCGUGUUGAGAUCGAAAUACAGGAUAUAAAUGACAAUUCCCCAGUAUUUCAAAGCAAUAUAAAUGUUUUAAAUAUUGCGGAGCACACACUACCAGGCGCAAGAUUUCGUUUAGAAUCAGCACAGGACCCCGACGUUGGCUCCAAUUCUUUACGCACAUAUACACUUAGUAAAAAUGAACAUUUUGUGCUAGAUAUUAAAACAAAUAAAGAUGGGUCAAAAGUAUCCGAAUUGAUUUUAGAAAAGGUAUUGGACAGAGAAAAACAGUCCGUACACAGCCUGCUUCUAACAGCUGUAGAUGGUGGAAAUCCUGCUAGAUCAGGCACAGCGGAAAUUAUUAUUCGGGUACAAGACAUAAACGAUAAUGCACCCAUAUUUGAGGAAAGUGGAUAUGAUAUCCAAGUGGUUGAAAAUACACAACCAGGAACUAUCGUUGUCACUGUAAAAGCAGUCGAUCGUGAUGAUGGAGUCAAUCGUGAGAUCGUUUACUCAUUUGGUCCACACACCUCAGAGUUGCUACAGAACCUUUUAUCUGUUGAUCCCCAAACUGGCGAAAUAAAGGUUAAGGGAGAGAUAGAUUAUGAAGAGAGAAAUUCGUUUAAAAUGGAUGUUCUUGCCACAGACAAAGGCAUUCCACCAAUGCAAGGCCUCUGUACUAUUCAUAUUGAAAUUAUGGAUUUGAAUGACAAUUCCCCAGAAAUAAUUUUAAAGUCUCAGCCUAGCCCUGUUCGUGAAGACGCGCCUGUUGGAACAGUUGUAGCUUUGAUAAGUGCCAAGGACAUAGACUCUGGAGAGAAUGGCAAGGUCUACUUGAAUAUUGCGCCAGGCUUACCAUUUAAAUUGAAACAUUCUGUAUCUAACAACUACGCUUUGGUUACGGACUCCAGUUUGGAUAGAGAAACAAAUCCAGAGUACACUUUCGAAAUUAAAGCUUCUGACUCCGGAACACCGUCUCUCAACUCCAGAAAAACAAUCAAUGUUCGUAUUUUGGAUGUCAAUGACAACCCUCCAGUUUUCUCCCAGCCCUCUUACACUGUUUAUGUCAGAGAGAACAAUGCUGCUGGAUCAAUAAUGUGUUCAGUGUCCGCUUCAGAUCCAGACAUAGGAGAAAAUGCCAAGAUAUAUUUUUCUAUAUUAGACUCUAAAGUGCAAGACGUGUCUGUCUCCUCCUAUAUUUACAUAAACUCAGACAACGGCAGCAUCUACAGCAUGCAUUCGUUUGACUAUGAGAAACUGAAGGUGUUUCAGAUCCAGGUACAGGCAAAAGACCACGGCUCUCCGUCUCUGAACAGCAACGCCACAGUUCAUGUUUUUAUUCUGGACCAGAACGACAAUGCUCCCGCUGUUAUUUACCCAUCCGCUGUCAUGGGCUCUGUCUCCCAUCAGAAGAUGCCCCGGUCCGCUAAAGCAGGCCACCUCACAACUAAGAUAUCGGCAGUGGACGCAGACUCGGGCCAUAACGCCUGGAUUUCCUAUAGGCUAGCGGAGGCCACAGACUCGUCUCUGUUCAGUGUGAAUCUUUACACAGGGGAGGUGAGGACUAAACGCCCUGUUUCAGAGCAGGAUGACUCAUCUCAGAGUCUGCUUAUAGAGAUAAAGGACAAUGGGGAACCGGCCCAGUCCACCACAGUCACAGUCAACAUACUGUUAGAGGACGGGCUCCACGAACCCAUCUCGGAUUUCCGCCAGAAAACAGCGGAGCCCAUCAUGAGAAACAGUAAAAUCACCUUUUAUUUGAUCAUCUCCCUGGCCUCAGUGUCUGUGUUGUCUUUGUUGACUUUUCUCAUUUUAGUGGCGAAGUGCGUUAGAAACAGUAGGAAUAGCUCGAGUUGCUGUAUCAGACGGGCUGAUUCUGACGGAUACAAGAAUCCCAACAGAAACCUGCAGCUCCAGCUCAAUACUGACGGCCCUAUUAAGUAUGUGGAGGUCCUGGGAGGGGACAUGUUGUCUCAGAGCCAGUCCUUCAGGUCGUGUCUCUCUCCAGUGUCAGAGUUCAGUGAUUUCACCCUCGUUAAGCCCAAUAGCACCACUGACUUUAAGGAGAUGAUCAACGUGCUUGAUGCAUCAUUACCUGAUAGCGCGUGGACGUUCGAGAGCCAGCAGGUGAGCAUAUUGUUUGCAUUGGACAUUGAAAUUGAAGAUAAACGUGUUAUUGUUCCCAUCCUUACAAUGCAUAAUAUGGCUGUGUACAGUAUGUUUAAUUUUCGCGAUGUCCAUUGCAGUGGUGCUGAAAGUGAAAACGAACUACUGGUAUUCAUUGGCACAUUUUUACUGUCUAGAUUGUUGCUUGAUACGUAAAUACUUUUCUUGAAAUCUGCAAUGAAAAGAAAACUAAGAGCAUCAGGAACUUCUUUUGUAUUUUCUUCUUUCAGUUAUUUUACUUUUAUUUAUUAUUUUCACGUGAGGUUUUCUUGCAUUUAUUUGAAUUUUUCAUGUCUUUAAUCCUUUUUUUGCUUCGCUGUCUGACCUCAUUGGUUCAGUUUUGCGCUGUCCACUCCUGUGGGUUUUCACUAGUUACUACAUCCACAAAGUCAAAAUGACUAUCUGCUAUUGUAAAACUUCAUGAAAACAAAAAUUAUAUUUUUGGCCUUCAUUUAAGUUUAAAGUUAUGCAUAAGGUUAGUAGUGUCGUUAUUAAUUGUGUUUGGUUUAAAAGCACAUGUUAAGUAUAUAAAUAGGCGGGGUUUCUGACUUUGUGGCUGUGGACUAGUGACUACCGUGGUGCUGAAAGUGAAAACAAACAUAUGCAUUCUUCCUGCACAUUAAUUCUGACUCAAAGGCAUACCUUAUUUAUGUUGUAUAUGAACUGGAAGACAUUUGCUUUAGGAUUUUUGUGCUAUUUUAGAACAGUGUUUUUUCAGCGAUAUGCUGUAGGCCUACAUGCAAUUUAUGUGUAGCCUAAUUUUCUCAAUAAUUUAUCAUGUGUUCUUUUGAAAGUAUUAUUUCUCCAUAGUUGAAAAUACACUAAGAUAACUCAUACAUUGCCUAAACAAUGUAGCAUAGCCUACACUGUCCUAAACCUACAGUGUUACAAUCUUCCAGUCUGCUGCAACAAGCUCUCAAAGUCUCACGUCAGAAUUAGAUGUUCAUCCAUGUUUUUCCAACGCCAAAUUUCGAAGUUGUUCCAAACGUUACAUUUCAAAGUGUUUAAGGUUACGUUUAGGCAUUAACUCCACAUUUUUAAGGUUAGGGUUAAGUUUAGGCAUUAACUCCGAAGGGCUACUGUUUGGGAUAGGCUUUAAACCAUUUUUUUUUUUGUCAUUUAGCAGACGCUCUUAUCCAGAGCGACUUACAGUUAGUGAGUGCAGACAUUAUUAUAAUUUUUUUAUCUCAAAAACAACUUUCUAUUGCUGGAUUUGAACAUGCAACCUUUUGCACCAGAGGCAGAUUGUGCUUUUGCACCAGAGGCAGAUGCUACUUGAAGGUAACAGCACUCACUGUUGCCUCUAGUGGCCGGUUUCCACUUCGUCUCCCGACGUCCUCAGACAUGGAUGGACAUCUAAUACUGACUUGUAUCACGGGUGACCUGGCUGGUUUCAUCACAGUUUGAUCACAUAGCCAGUUUUAUCACAUAUCCCAUUGAUAAUUACAUGUUUUAUAACAUACAAAACACUAUGGCAUUCAGUUCAAGUAAUUAUCCUAUGAUUUGUAUGCUGCACUAAAAUACAAACUAAUCAAGCCAGUUCAUCUUAUCUCUAUGCCUGCCUAUUACAUUAACUCUCAGCCAAUGUCCCCUCUCAUUUUUUGGGGCACUGAGCAAAUUUCAGGUCUGCUGAGCGCAAACUUAAAAGUUGUAAAAAAUCUGUGCAACUUCCAGCGCGUGUUUACUGUGAACACUGAGGCUGUACCCGCUUUAAGUUACCGUUUUAACGGUGGCCAAGUAGGCUACUGUGGCUAUUUGAUCGUAAUGUAGACCUACCAGAGGGGCCUACCAUCAAAAACAAUGGAGAACACGCAUCCCAUAAUAUAUUAACAUGGCAAUAGCUGUUCAAUCAUUCAGCCUACAGUAGCAACCAAUGUGUGGUGUUCAAUGUAGGCCUACAUUCCAUGAGACUUUUGAAAAAAAACAUGCAGGGCUUGACAUUAACCUGUUUAUCCACUUGUCUACAGACAAGGAGGUGACUGAAAAUGGUGUAGUUUGAUGGAAGAAACCACUUUACACAAUAAAAUUAAUUGUUAUUCCCACACCAUUAUUACAGAGAAUCAGAAAGGUAUACUACCCUCUGUCUAUUGGCUACUUGGCUUAUUCAAGCCUUUUUCAAAAUACAACACUGCCCCUUUAAGACAAAAAAAGAACUAUUUACCUGACUCGCUUUUCAAAGAUAUCUCAAAAUGCACACGUUUUGUAAUCUUGUAGGAAGAAAUCACUCCCCUAUUGCAGACUACAAAUUAUCUAAAACUGGGCUAAUAACUCACUAACUAUCAAAGGAUAUUAACAAAAUGUGCACACGUGGCUACAUGCAGCUCUUGCUUUGAUCUCAAAACAAGCGCAUCUACUCAUGACCACAGCUGUAAACACAGUUCAGUUCAAAAUAAAUGGCACAGAUCCAUAUAUGGCAAUGGUCUAUUUGCAUAUAGGCCUACUGCAGCUCUGAUUGGUUAUGCUGCACAAGUCUGUGUAGAGUACCGUCUGAGUCUUGUGUUCUGCCUAUAACAAGAUCUCUUGCAUAGUUCGUUUUGUUUCGGUAUGUUGUUAAUAUUGCGUUGACUCGAUCACAAUUGCCACAGUAAAGGGAAACGUUGAUAGUAUUAACUAACAGGGAAAACUCUAGAAAGUUGAGUGAUGUUCAAUCUUGUGCUUCUCUCCAUGGGCUGAUAUUUCUGCUGCGCUCUGCGCGGCUGUCCCGGGGAGCUGCGCGGCGGUCUUUGGGCUACUGCGCGCCUGCUUGUAGCUUAGGGGGAACAUUGCCUCAGCCUAUAUCUUUGGCUGCACUGUUACUUUAACUCAGAGCUGCUCCUAAUAGUAAUCUAUUGGAGCUCUGUAAACCAAUCAUGUGCUGAACUGUACAAAGAGAUCUAUUCCCUCCCCCAGCCACAGCACCAUAUCCCUUACAAUGAGCAGAGCUGGGAGAGACAUAGCUGGGCUCACAUCGAUGUACAUGUAUUGGAUAUAGCCGUUCAUUUAAGAAAUUACUGUGUAUUUGGAAAUUGCAUUGCAUUCUCUUGCGAUGUGUGACGGAUCAAGUGCUUUAUAUAUUGCACGCUAUUUGUGGAGAUGUGGACGCUAGUCAAGAUAAAGAUGUUUCCAUGGCUGGCAUUAUGGAUGUUCUUUCUCUUGUGGAAUACAAUAGAGGCGCAGACUCGAUACACCAUUCCUGAGGAACUGGACGUGGGCUCUGUUGUUGGAAAUAUAGCUAAGGACUUGGGCUUUGACAUCUCUAAGAUCUCUGAUCGCAAACUGAGAAUAGCCCCCGGGGCUGGUAAGCAAUAUUUCGCCGUGGAUUUGGGAAAGGGCGAGCUCAUUGUAAAUGAACGGAUUGACAGAGAGAGUCUGUGCGGACAAAGCGCCAGUUGUUUGUUACCACUACAGGUUAUCAUUGAGGACCCACUUCAGUUUUAUCGUAUUGAGGUGGAAAUACUGGAUAUAAAUGACAACUCUCCACUUUUCAUGUCAGGUGAGAACACUAUAAAAGUGCCCGAAUCAACUCUACUUGGUGUUCGGUUUCGUUUGGAAAUGGCACAGGACCUUGACGUCGGAAUCAAUUAUUUGCGCUCAUAUUCUCUGAAUAAAAAUGACUUCUUUUCUUUGAACGUUAAAAACAAUAAAGAUGGCACAAAAGUUGCCGAGCUUGUUCUGGAAAAGACUGUAGACCGUGAACAGCAGCCGGUGCACAACCUAAUUCUUACUGCGGUUGAUGGAGGUACUCCAGCAAGAUCUGGAACCACGCAUGUUACUGUGAAGGUGCUAGACAUAAACGAUAAUUCGCCUUGUUUUGAGCAAGACUUGUAUGAAAUCCAACUGAGUGAAAAUGCAGUACCCGGGACAUUAGUAUUGACAGUUAGAGCCAACGACUUGGAUGAAGGCACAAACAGUAAAAUAGAGUAUGCAUUCGAAUCGCAUACAGCAGAGUCAAUUCAAAAGCUAUUUGUAAUCAAUGAAGACACAGGAGAGAUUACUUUAUCCCACGCAUUAGAUUACGAGAAAAGCUCUUCAUAUAAAUUUGAUGUAUGCGCUAGAGACAAAGGCACGCCAUCUAUGGAGGGACACAGUGGUGUCCAGGUAACUAUUGUAGAUGUUAAUGAUAACUCUCCUGAGAUUACCAUCACCUCCUCACCCAAACCCGUGAGAGAGGAUGCCCCAGUAGGUACCAUGGUAGCUCUAAUUAGUGCAAAUGAUUUAGACUCUGGGGACAAUGGUAAGGUCUCCCUUCGUAUGUCUUCAGAUUACCCUUUCAAAUUAAAUCCCUCAUUUGCAGAUCAUUACGCACUAGUGACAGGUGCAUCUUUAGAUCGGGAGAAAUACCCUGAAUACCGUAUUGAGAUUGAAGCAUCGGAUUCCGGGUCUCCACAUUUGACCUCGAAUAAAAUAAUAACAGUUAAUAUAUUAGAUGUUAACGACAACCCUCCAGUUUUCUCUCAACUAUCUUACACGGUUUACGUCGGAGAGAAUAAUGCUGCUGGAUCAAUAAUGUGUUCAGUGUCAGCUUCAGAUCGAGAUAUAGGAGAAAACGCUAAAAUCUCCUAUUCUAUAUUAGAGUCGAACGUACAAUACGUGUCAAUCUCCUCCUAUAUUUACAUAAACUCAGAUAAUGGAAGCAUCUACAGCAUGCACUCGUUUGACUAUGAGAAACUGAAGGUAUUUCAGAUACAGGUGCAGGCAAAGGACCACGGCUCUCCGUCUCUGAGCAGCAACGCCACGGUUCAUGUUUUUAUCCUGGACCAGAACGACAACGCCCCCGCUGUUAUUUACCCUUCGGCUGUCAUGGGCUCUGUCUCCCAUCAGAAGAUGCCCUGGUCCGCUAAAGCAGGCCACCUCACCACUAAGAUAUCGGCAGUGGACGCCGACUCGGGCCAUAACGCCUGGAUUUCCUAUAGGCUGGUGGAGGCCACAGACUCGUCUCUGUUCAGUGUGAAUCUUUACACAGGGGAGGUGAGAACUAAACGCGCUGUUUCAGAGCAGGAUGACUCCUCUCAGAGGCUGCUUAUAGAGAUAAAGGACAAUGGGGAACCGGCCCAAUCCUCCACAGUCACAGUCAACAUACUGUUAGAGGACGGGCUCCACGAGCCCAUCUCGGACUUCCACCAAAAAACAGCCGAGCCCAGUAAGAGAAACAGUAAAAUCACCUUCUAUUUGAUAAUCUCUCUGGCCUCAGUGUCCGUGUUGUCUUUGUUGACUUUUCUCAUCUUAGUGGUGAAGUGCGUUAGAAACAGUAGGAAUAGCUCGAGUUGCUGUAUCAGACGGGCUGACUCUGACGGAUACAAGAAUCCCAACAGAAACCUGCAGCUCCAGCUCAAUACUGACGGCCCUAUUAAGUAUGUGGAGGUCCUGGGAGGGGACAUGUUGUCUCAGAGCCAGUCCUUCAGGUCGUGUCUCUCUCCGGUGUCAGAGUUCAGUGAUUUCACCCUCGUUAAGCCCAGCAGCACCACUGACUUUAAAGACAUUAUAAACGUGCUUGAUGCAUCUUUACCGGACAGCGCGUGGACGUUCGAGAGCCAGCAGGUGAGAGGAUCUUAUAAUUUGUGUUUUUAUUAUCACCGGAUUAUGUCUUUGUUCAUUUCUGACUGUAUCUCCUGGCACUGGGUUUUACCACUUCUAUUCAUUCGAUUCUAUAUAAUUUGGAUGUUUUGCAUUCACUCUUUAUGACAGCUUUUUAAGCUAGAGAUACUUUAUCUGUUUUUUUGCACUGGAUGCGUCUCAAUCUACCGCAUCCGCUGAUGUCGCACUUCCGCAUCUGCGGUGAAAGGUGACAGAGCUGGAGGGUUGUUAGUCAGACCAUGAGGCAUCCCGAAAAUCCGUCUUCUCACAAAAUCAUCUUUAGUUUCCGAACGGUUUGGCCUACAAACUAUUAUGACCCCUCUAUGGAAAGAUGAGACUCCCACUGAUUUAUAAGGACAUGACAGCACAUACAUUACAAAAACAGAUAUGUAAAAUCCCACCGGGUUUUAAAGAACCUCAAUAUUUCACAGGUUCGUGUAAAUUACGUAUUUUUAUGCUAUUUAUGAAUGCAAGUUUUAUAAUAAAAUAAAAUGACACACAAAAAUACAAGUCUAUCUGUGACAUAAAUGAGGAACUGUUCUCUUUGUUCACUUCCAUGCGCUCAGAGAAGGAUUGUACAUUUCAGCACCAUGGACAGCGACACGCCCGCUCCACAGGCCACAAAAACGUCAGCUUUCUGUUUUGUUGCUGCAUGUCCCACACAUCUACUGGACAUACAGUACCAGUCAAAAGAUCGGACACACCUACUCAUUCAAGGCUUUUUCUUUAGUUUUUACUAUUUUACCAUUAAGAAGGAAACAAGUUCCACAAAUUAACUUUAAACAAGGCACACCUGUUAAUUGAAAUGCAUUCCAGGUGACUACCUCAUGAAGCUAGUUGCCAAGAGUGUGCAAAGCUGUCAUCAAGACAAAGGGUGGCUACUUUGAAGAAUCUAAAAUCUAAAAUAUAUUUUGAUUUGUUUAACACUUUUUUUGUUUACUACGUGUUAUUUCAUAGUGUUGAUGUCUUCACUAUUAUUAUACAAUGUAGAAAAUAGUAAAAAUAAAGAAAAACCCUUGAAUGAGUAGGUGUGUCCAAACUUUUGACUGGUACUGUAUGUACACUUUAAGUCCAAUUUCAAAUGGUUUACUUUGACCUCAGAUAAAGGGCUAUUACUUUUAUCAUCACUGUCAUUAUUUCAAAACCAUUUGUGCAAUGGGGAAGGUGGGCAUUUUACAUUACCUCAUGAUUACAUUUCAAUUUCUUCAUGAAAUAUGAUCUGAUGUGCUAGCAAGUUUACAACGCAUUCACCCAUAGCAGAAUGCUGGCUACGACUUUAAGAGCUACUCUGUUUUCAGUUGGUUUAUAUGGUGCUGCGCUGUGCACCAAUAGCAUGCUUAACUGUACAAAGAGAUCUACUCCCUCCUCCAGCCACAGCACAGUAGCCCAUACAAUGCACAGAGCUGAGAGAGACGGAGCUGUGCUCAGCCAUACAUUCACAAUGGAAGUAGAUACUUGGUUAAAAACGAGAGGUGAUCAAUAACAGUUUCCAUGGAAUAUUUUAUUUUAAGCAUGUUUUCCACAUGUUAUUUUUUCGGGAUAUAGCAACAUGAAGAAAUUGAGCUUGGAGGAGAGGACGUGCCUCAGUGAUUGGAGAGCACUAAUGCAAUGGCUGUUGUGUUUUUUUUUGUCUUGGAAUACAACAGGAGCCGAGAUUCGUUAUACAGUUCCAGAGGAACUGAGCGUGGGAUCCGUGGUUGGAAAUAUAGCAAAAGAUCUGGGUUUGGAAGUAUCAGAGAUUUCUUUUCGUGAAAUGAGGAUAGCGUCUGUGGCUGGUAAGCAGUAUUUCAGUGUGGAUUUAGGUAAGGGCGAGCUGGUUGUAAGCGAUAGAAUUGACAGAGAAAGUCUGUGCGGACAGAGCGCCAGAUGUCUCUUGCCGUUAGAAGUCAUAAUUGAGAACCCUCUGAAGCUACACAGAGUGGAAGUUGAAAUUCAGGAUAUAAAUGAUAAUGCUCCUCAUUUUCAAUCAUCUGAGCGCACAUUGAAAAUUGCAGAAUCCACUGCCCCAGGUAUGCGCUUUUCUUUGGAGAGCGCGCAGGAUCCUGACGUUGGCGAUAAUUCUUUAAAAUCUUAUACUCUCAGCAAAAACGAACAUUUCAGCUUGGAAAUAAAGGAUCAAGGUGACGGAAGAAAAGUUCCUGAAUUACGUCUGGAGAAAGCUCUGGACCGAGAGAAUAAGGCUCGACAUCAGCUGUUGUUAACCGCCCUUGAUGGUGGCUCUCCAGUUAGAUCUGGGACCUCACAGAUUAUAAUGAUUGUCUUAGAUAACAACGAUAACAACCCCAUAUUCGAAAAUUCGUUAUACAAAGUAUCUCUAAACGAAAAUACUCCACAGGGGACGUCUUUCCUUAAAGUCGAGGCAAACGAUUUGGACGAUGGCCCAAAUGGAGAGAUCGAAUACUCUUUUGGUGACCAUACUGCACAGUAUGUAAAGGCUUUGUUUGACAUUGAUCCAAAAACGGGGGAAAUGUGUUUGAAGGGUAUGCUGGAUUACGAGAGCACUCCCUCGUACAGAAUCGAAAUUAUUGCUAAAGACAAAGGCAUGCCUGAGAUGGAAGGACAGUGCAACGUCCAGAUUGAUGUCAUAGAUGUUAAUGAUAACCCUCCCCAAAUUAGCCUCACAUCUAAACCAAGCCCAGUGCGCGAGAACGCACCCAACGGGACUGUAGUGGCUUUGAUUAGUGCACGGGACCCUGACUCUGGGGACAAUGGAAAGGUAACACUACAAAUCCCACCAAGCUAUCCUUUUACAUUGGAACCUUCCAUUUCCAAUCAUUAUGCACUAGUCACCAAUGGUGUUCUGGACCGUGAGACGUUCCCAGAGUAUAGCAUAGAGAUAACGGCUACUGAUGCGGGCUCCCCUCCUCUCACCAGCAAGAAAACUAUCCCAGUCCGUAUUCUGGAUGUAAAUGACAAUCCACCCAGGUUUCAUGACUCUGCGUACACUGUGUACGUCAAUGAGAAUAACACACCUGGUUAUAUUAUAUGCUCCGCGUCCGCAUCGGAUAUGGAUUUUGGAGAUAAUGCCAAGAUCUCCUAUUCUAUAUUAGACUCUAAAGUGCAAGACGUGUCUGUCUCCUCCUAUAUUUACAUAAACUCAGAUAACGGCAGCAUCUACAGCAUGCACUCGUUUGACUAUGAGAAACUGAAGGUAUUUCAGAUACAUGUCCAGGCAAAGGACCACGGCUCUCCGUCUCUGAGCAGCAACGCCACGGUUCAUGUUUUUAUCCUGGACCAGAAUGACAAUGCUCCCGCUGUUAUUUACCCUUCUGCUGUCAUGGGCUCUGUGUCCCAUCAGAAUAUUCCCCGGUCCGCUAAAGCAGGCCACCUCGCUACUAAGAUAUCGGCAGUGGACGCAGACUCGGGCCAUAACGCCUGGAUGUCCUAUAGGCUGGUGGAGGCCACAGACUCGUCUCUGUUCAGUGUGAAUCUUUACACAGGGGAGGUGAGGACUAAACGCGCUGUUUCAGAGCAGGAUGACUCCUCUCAGAGGCUGCUUAUAGAGAUAAAGGACAAUGGGGAACCGGCCCAAUCCUCCACAGUCACAGUCAACAUUCUGUUGGAGGACGGGCUUCACGAGCCCAUCUUGGAUUUCCGCCAGAAAACAGUAGAGCCCAGCAAGAAAAACAGUAAAAUCACCUUUUAUUUGAUAAUUUCUCUGGCCUCAGUGUCCAUGUUGUCUUUGUUGACUUUUCUCAUUUUAGUGGUGAAGUGCGUUAGAAACAGUAGGAAUAGCACGAGUUGCUGUAUCAGACGGGCUGACUCUGACGGAUACAAGAAUCCAAACAGAAACCUGCAGAUUCAGCUCAACACUGACGGUCCUAUCAAGUAUGUGGAGGUCCUGGGAGGGGACAUGUUGUCUCAAAGCCAGUCCUUCAGGUCGUGUCUCUCUCCAAUGUCAGAGUUCAGUGAUUUCACCCUCGUUAAGCCCAGCAGCACCACUGACUUUAAGGAGAUGAUCAACGUGCUUGAUGCAUCAUUACCUGAUAGUGCGUGGACGUUCGAGAGCCAACAGGUGAGCAUAGACUGAACCAAACUCUAUGGUGACUGACAUUCAGUCAGCACUCAACCCUCAUGUGCAUCAUAGGAAUGAGGACAGUGCUGUGUUGUUUAUUUAUAAGCUAAUGAAUGUGGUACAUUAUGCAUAUAAGUCAAAGUCAAUUUCAAGCAUGUUAUUCUAAAAGUGUGCGUUUGUGAUGGUAUUGGCCUACAAUUGUUUCAAAUAUUGAUUGAAUGACUCAAUUGACCGGCCAUAUGACAACUCAGUUACUUUUGUGGGAAUUAUAUGAUGAUAUAUGCAUUGUUUUAGUUUUUAUCCGUGAAGACUCGUCUCCUGCUGCCACAAAUAGUGAUUUACCAGAUUUAGCAAAGCUUUUGCAUGUUUUUCUCAGAAGACCAAGUGAAAAAGGAAGAUAAAGUUGUAUUGUAUCAUCAUUAUCUCCCUAAUAUUUUCUUGUUUAUUUGGCCCUCUUCAUCCUUUACGACAGAAACAUGUGUUACUCUUAAAAUCAGAACCAGUCUUUUAUUGUUAGUGUGUGUGCAUGUGACUCUGUGUGCUUGUGAGUGUGUGCGUUUGUGCGUUCGCCUGCACGCGCGGGUAUAGCAGAUGUGGCACAACGAAUAGGGCCCGCAUGUAUUGUCCUACGAUUGGAGAGCUGCCUCUCUUUGUUUGGAGACCCAGGCACCUCCUCUGAAAAAAGUUUCCUUUCAGUAGCUAUAGGAACUUUGCUUGUGAAGGGAGUCGGUGUUACCUUCUCCUCACUUAUUUAUUUUUGCAAUAUGAUAUUUGAAAGUUAUUGAACCUCUAGCAGCCUUCUUUUUAAAAAUGUGUGGUUCAAGGAUAAAGUAGGAUAUUUUCCUGACAUGAGGAGUUGAACAAUGGGAGUUUUGGACGUAAGGAGAAGGGCGGCGGGAAGGCCUGUGCUCUGGCUGUUUCUCUCUGCUUUAUACAGCGCAUCAUUUUCCGCUGAACUUUCUUAUUCCGUACUGGAGGAAUUAAAACCGGGGGCUUUUGUCGGCGACGUAGCGAAGGCCUUGAGCCUCAACGUACCAAUGCUUGUAAACAGAAAUCCACGAGUUGUUUCGGAGUCUAAUGCCAAGUAUUUUGACAUGAAUGCGAGUGGAGUUUUAGUUGUCAGACAAACCAUGGACAGAGAAAGUAUUUGUGGAUUAACUUUGACAUGUUCUCUUACUGUUCAACUUGUUCUUCAGAACCCUCUGGAAUUACACCGUGUUGUUGUGGAGAUAGUGGAUGUAAAUGACAAUUCUCCUCAGUUUCCAUCAGGAAACAUUUCUCUUGAAGUGUCUGAGGCGGCCGCGCCGGGCACUAGGUUUCGUUUGGACAGCGCGCAAGAUCUACAUGUAGACAUAAACUCAUUACGCACAUUCACUCUCAGUCCUAACGACUGUUUCAUAUUGAAACUUGAAUCAAAAAGUGAUGGCAGCAAAUUCCCCGAGUUAUUAUUGGACAAACCGUUGGACAGGGAAAAGCAGGCAGUGUUUCACCUGCUGCUUACGACUGUAGACGGCAGACAGCCUCCGAAAUCAGGGACUACCUCUGUUGUUAUUGAUAUACUAGACGUCAAUGACAAUGCCCCGGUAUUUGACCAACCAAUUAAAACUGUUAGUUUAUUAGAAAACUCUCCACAGGGCACCUUAGUGACUAAACUCAAUGCAUCUGAUGCUGAUUAUGGUCUUAAUGGAAAGAUAUCUUACCUCUUUAGUAAGUACACCUCAGAAACAGUGCAGAAACUGUUCAUUGUGGAUCCCAAAAGUGGUGAAAUCCGAGUGAAAGGGGAGGUGGAUUAUGAAAUGGCUGACAAUUAUGACAUCACUGUGCAAGCCAGGGAUAGAGGGACUCCUGCCAUGGAGUGCUCCUGCCACAUUAAAAUCAAAAUAAUAGACGUGAACGACAACAGCCCAAAGAUCAUCAUAAACUCACUAUCUAAAAUGGUCCAGGAGGACGUGGAAUCAGGCACUGUUAUAGCUCUGAUAAGCAUCAGGGACAAGGACGCUGGUAAAAACGGGGAGGUUGACGUCCACAUCCCCCCUGAGCUGCCAUUUAGGUUGAUAUCCCCCUUUGAGGAGCACUACACCCUGGUGACAGACGGCCCUUUGGACAGAGAGGCUGUGUCUGAAUACACCAUCACCGUGACAGCCACAGACUCCGGCCCACCCCCUCACUCUGCACAACAGUCCUUUGUGAUCGCUCUUUCAGAUGUAAAUGACAACACCCCCAUCUUCUCCCAGUUCUCCUACUCUGUUGAUAUAACGGAGAACAAUACUCCUGGUGCUCUCAUUCUGACUGUGUCUGCAUUCGACCAGGACCUGGGCCAGAACGCUCACCUCUCCUUCUCCAUCCUGGAGAGUGAGGUGCAGGGCUCGCCUGUGUCCUCUUUUGUCUACAUAAACUCUGACAACGGGAACCUGUAUGCCAUGCGAGCCCUCGACCACGAGCAGAUGAAUGUGUUCUGGGUGCAGGUGCAGGUUAGGGAUGCGGGGACACCUGUACAGAGCUCCAACGUGACUGUGCAUGUGUUUGUGAUUGAUGAAAAUGACCACUCUCCUGCCCUGAUCUACCCCGCUCCGCCCCCAGACGGUGUGCUGCAGCUGUCUGUGCCCCGCUCUGCUAGCGUAGGCCACCUGGUCAACAGGGUGGUGUGUGUGGACCCAGACAGUGGGCACAACGCCUGGCUCUUCUACAGCCUCUCUGGGAGGGAUGCAGGGCUCUUCCAUGUAGGGGCCCACAGCGGGGAACUGAGAACAGCCCGUAGAUUUGAGGAGGAAGAUGCUACGUUCACUAUAAUAGUGCUGGUGCAGGACAAUGGCAAGCCCGCUCUCUCCACCAAUGUGCCAGUCAAUAUCACUGUGUCUGAGAAGGGUGCAGACACGUCCUCUCAGGUCAGGAGGGCUCCCUCCAGGCAACAGAGUGGGGGGUCUGGCCUCACCCUGGCUCUGAUUGGCUGUCUGACCUGCAUCUCGGUUGUGUGUUUGGUGGCAAUCAUUGCCAUGGUGAUGCGCUGGAUGAGAUACAGAGGAUACCUGACUUGGUUGGGCCUGGGCACCAGGCAGGCCCUUCACUCCCGCUCUCAUGAACACCUCCACCUGCAGCUCAACAAAGAUGGGCCGUUGCGCUACGUGAAGGUGGUGGGGGGGCCUCAGGAUCCAUACACACGCACCUACAGGCCAUGUUACCCCACCCUCUCCAGCAGUGACAGGGACUUUGUGUUCGUUAAGACUCCCAAGAUGAACCAGAACACUCUGAGUGUAACCCUCACCAACAAACACACUAGCAAAGCCAAAAAGGUGAGAGUUCUCUCAAAAUGAAUACUGUAUGAAUUUAAGUUGGCAGAAGAGACCUGACUUAAACAUGACUGUGUAUUUGUGUUAGUGAAUGUGUGUGGAGGUUUAAUUGUAAAGCACUUGUGGUUACCUCUCAGGAAAGUACAAAGUGAUUUAAUUGUGUUGAACUCUCAGGAAACGACAGACUGUUUUGUUUGGGGUUGAUUAAGUGCUUAAAUCACAGUGAAUCCCCUUGUCUGCCUGGGAGGAGGCUGAAUAUUUUAUAUGACUGCUGGGGAAACCUCUCUGUAGUAGACAUGCUAUUACAGUGAGAGUGUUCUCUCUCAACAUGUGUUCCUGUCCACAGUGACAGGGAUGGGGACAUGAUGAGUAGGAUGUGGGGGUAUGUGGCGGUACAGGUCAUAUAAUGAGGAUAUUAGGGUCAGCUGUUGACCUUAGACUACUUAUUGAAUGAGGUGAAGCUAAUAGAUAGGGGUUGUUGCCCUGAACCCACAGCCAGUAGCCACCUCUCAUGACCUCAUCAAACAGUGUCUCCCUCUCUCUCUGUCUGACUGUGAUUCAUCCCUUUAGUUGGCAACACUCUGAGUCAAGGCUCAGUCAUACUUAGAUGGAAAUAGACCUUCAUAGAGAGAAUAGCCUUUUACUGUAUACUGAAAGGAUGCCAGAAUGGUUGACCUGCUUUUAACCAGACCUACACUACCAGUCAAAAGUUUGGACACUACUUAUUCAAGGGUUUUUCUUUAUUUUUACUAUUUUUUUACAUUGUAGAAUAAUAGUGAAGACAUCAACACUAUGAAAUAACACAUAUGGAAUCAUGUAGUAACCAAAAAAGUGUUAAACAAAUCAAAGUAUAUUUUUUAUUUGAGAUUCUUUAAAUAGCCACCCUUUGCCUUGAUGACAGCUUUGCACACUCUUGGCAUUCUCUCAACCAGCUUCACGAGGUAGUCACCUGGAAUGCAUUUAAAUUAACAGUAAAGUUAAUUUGUGGAAUUUAUUUCCUUCUUAAUGUGUUUGGGUCAAUCAUUUGUGUUGUGACAAGGUAGGUGGGGUAUACAGAAGAUAGCCCUAUUUGGUAAAAGACCAAGUCGAUAUUAUGGCAAGAGUUUCUUAAAGUGCAGUCGCAAAAAACAUCAAUCGCUAUGAUGAAACGGGCUCUCAUGAGGACCGCCACAGGAAUGGAAAACCCAGAGUUACCUCUGCUGCAGAUGAUAAGUUCAUUAGAGUUACCAGCCUCAGAAAUUGCAGCCCAAAUAAAUGCUUCACAGAGUUCAAGUAACAGACUCAUCUCAACAUCAACUGUUCUGAGGGGAUUGUGUGAAUCAGGCCUUCAUGGUCGAAUUGCUGCAAAGAAACCACUACUAAAGGACACCAAUAAGAAGAAGAGACCUGCUUGGGCCAAGAAAUACAAAUUGGAGAUUUUUGGUUCCAACCACGCUGUCUUUGUGAGACGCGGUGUGGGUGUAUGGAUUAUCUCCGCAUGUGUAGUUCCCACCGUAAAGCAUGGAGGAGGAGGUGUUAUGGUGUGGGGGUGCUUUGCUGGUGACACUGUCUGUGAUUUAUUUAGAAUUCAAGGCACACUUAACCAGCAUGGCUACCACAGCAUUCUGAAGUGAUACGCCAGCCUAUCUGGUUUAGGCUUAGUGGGACAAUCAUUUGUUUUUCAACAGAACAAUGACCCAACACACCUCCUGGCUGUGUAAGGGCUAUUUUACCAAGAAGGAGAGUGAUGGAGUGCUGCAUCAGAUGGCCUGACCUCCACAAUCCCCCGACCUCAACCUAGUUGAGAAGGUUUGGGAUGAGUCGGACCGCAGAGUGAAGGAAAAGCAGCCAACAAGUGCUCAGCAUAUGUGGGAACUCCUUCAAGACUGUUGGAAAAGCAUUCCAGGUGAAGCUGGUUGAGGGAAUGCCAAGAGUGUGCAAAGCUGUCAUCAAGGCAAAGGGUGGCCAUUUGAAGAAUCUCAAACAUAAAAUAUAUUUUGAUUUGUUUAACACUUUUUUGGUUAAUACAUGAUUCCAUAUGUGUUAUUUCAUAGUUUUGAUGUCUUCACUAUUAUUCUACAAUGUAGAAAAUAGUAAAAAAAUAAAGAAAAAUCCUGGAAUGAGUAGGUGUGUCCAAACUUUUGACUGAUACUGUAUAUUUGUCAUAUCGCUGAUCAUCUCUGUGUACUGAACUGUAUGACUCCUUAAAGCUUCAUAUAAAUCUACAGUAAUAACUGUUGCAUGGCACGUCACCCUUCAUAGAGAGUAUUCCAGUGUAUGAGAGCAUUACAGUGCUGGCCGAAGGGCUUCUCUAGGCUGCAGGCCGGGCAGUGCUCUGUCCUUUUAAUCCAGCCCAGGGUUUAGAGGAUCAGUGGGGCAGGGCAGGGUUGCAGAUUACUGCCCCACUGACAGACUCUCUCUGACAGGCAGCACUGGCCAGUAGCACAGCCCUACUAAACCCAUGGAUGGAGCCUGGCUUUGGCUAAUGAUCUAGGGUGUUGAAUUAGAUAUAAUAUAUCCUAAUCUACAGCAGAUAAAGCUUGAGUGGUCCGCUUUUUUUGUCAAUAUGUUGGGAGAACUCUAGUUAAAGCUUUAGCAUUAUUAAGCUUGCUUUGAAGUUGCCUGUAACAGGAGUAUGUUUGAUGAUCCUUCCUCUCAGCGGACUCGCUCAAGCACAUCACUGACAGAAUAGCUUGUUCAAUAAUUCACACACAUUCUCUCCCACUGCUUUCUCUAUCACUCUAUCUUACUCUCCUCUCCCCAUGGCCCUGUAACAUUUUCUUUCUUCUUGGCCAACUGAAGGGCAAAAUGGUUUCCAGUGCUGAUGACUGAAGAUGACAUGCCUCCAUAGACAUCAGUGGAAUCUGUCACUGCAUUAUCUUUUCUCUCCUCUCUCCCUCCAGCAAAAACCACCCAACAAUGACUGGCGCUUUACCCAGCAGGGACAAAGACCUGGACCCAGUGGGUAAGUGUUCAGCUUCUUUAAAUAAACACAGUACACACACACGCACACACACACACACACACGCACACACACACGCACACACACACACACACACACACACACACACACACACACACACACACACACACACACACACACACACACACACACACACACACACACACACACACGUCCCUCAUACGUAUACACAUUCACACUUGCAUGUUACUUACUGUGAAUUAAUCAUGUGUGCCUAUGAUAUGCAUUCCAUUGAAAGUUCUAAAGACUAAGGCAGUUGUGUGUUUGAACAGACAGUACACAUUGGUGCCCCACUACUCUACGCACAGAUCCAAUAACACUGGCACUACUGACCGGCUGAAUAAUGGGUAAUAAGAUGGCUGUUAUACAGUAGUUGUGUUAGUAGAGUACUACUAGUAGAAGUGAUUUAUCGAUAUGUUGUGUGAGUGUGGUUAGAGGUACACUACAGCAGGGGUAUGGGCAACCCUCUGGUUGUGGUAGUCUUGUGAGUAUAAGGCCUACCUUAGAUUAGCAAUGUAUUUCACACUAGAACCUUAAUAAAGCAUUGUCUUUUCAGACUGCAAUGGUAGUUGUAGAUGUGACAUAUGCUGCCUCAUUGCUUUUGUAAAAGAUGCUUGGAUUAUCUCACACAUCUUGGUUAACAGACCGUGGCUCCAUUGGUGGAGAAACUGUUGCGCAUCUGAGUGUCUUGGCGUUAUUAGCCACUGAUUACAUACUGUAUAAUUCAUAGAAAGUGUCAUAGUAGAUUCCUUAACAUAUAGACAAUGACUUGUAAUAAGUCAUUGUCCAAUUUCAAUUUUGUGCUGGCACAAAUUAGAAUGUGAGAAACUAUGUACACUAUAUAUACAAAAGUAUGUGGACACCCCUUCAAAUGAGUGGAUUCGGCUAUAUCAGCCACACCUGUCACUGACAGGUGUAUAAAAUCGAGCACACAGCCAUGCAAUAUCCAUAGACAAACAUUGGCAGUAGAAUGGCUAAAGAGCUCAGUGACUUUCAACGUGGCACGGUCAUAGGAUGCCACCUUUCCAAGAAGUCAGUCUGUCAAAUCUCUGCCCUGCUAGAGCUGCCCCGGUCAACUGUAAGUGCUGUUAUUGUGAAGUGGAAACGUCUCGGAGCAACAACAACUAAGCCGCGAAGUGGUAGGCCACACAAUCUCACAGAACGGGACCUCCGAGUGCUGAAUAAAAAAUGGUCUGUCCUCGGUUGAAACACUCACUACCGAGUUCCAAACUGACUCUGGAAGCAAGGUCAGCACAAUAACUGUUCGUCGGGAGCUUCAUGAAAUGGGUUUCCAUGGCCGAGCACCUGCACACAAGCCUAAGAUCACCAUGCGCAAUGCCAAGCGUUGGCUGGAGUGGUGUAAAGCUUGCCGUCAUUGGACUCUGGAGCAGUGGAAACGCAUUCUCUGGAGGGAUGAAUCACACUUCACCAUCUGGCAGUCCGAAGGACAAAACUGGGUUUGGCGGAUGCCAGGAGAACACUACCUGCCCCAAUGCAUAAUCCCAACUGUAGAGUUUGGUGGAGGUGGAAUAAUGGUCUGGGGCUGUUUUUCAUGGUUUGGGCUAGGCCCCUUAGUUCCAGUGAAGGGAAAUCUUAACGCUACAUCAUAUAAUGACAUUCUAGACGAUUCUGUGCUUCCAACUUUGUGGCAACAGUUUGGGGAAGGCCUUUUCCUGUUUCAGCAUGACAAUGCCCCCCUGCACAAAGCGAGGUCCAUACAUAAAUAGUUUGUCGAGAUCGGUGUAGAAGAACUUGACUGGCCUGCACAGAGCCCUGACCUCAACCCCAUCGAACACCUUUGGGAUGAAUUGGAACGCCGACUGCGAGCCAGGCCUAAUCGCCCAACAUCGGUGCCCGACCUCACUAAUGCUCUUGUGACUGAAUGGAAGCACGUCCCCGCAGCAAUGUUCCAACAUCUAGUGGAAAGCCUUCCCAGAAGAGUGGGGGCUGUUAUAGCAGCAAAGGGGGGACCAACUCCAUAAUAAUGCCCAUGAUUUGGAAUAAGAUGUUCGACGAGCAGGUUUCCACAUACUUUUGGUCAUGUAGUGUAGUUAAAUAGAUAGAAACUGAACAUGAACCUGGUUGGCUAAUGAAGGAGUCCAUCUGACUGCCAUUGGACUGAAAGAAUGAGAGGUGAUCGUCUGUGUUUCAGCACGUACAGGUACAGCACCAGCACCCAGCAGAGAUGGACACCGUACGGCAAGGCGAGGUAGAGUAGAGUGGCUUUGCUGAAUGUGCUGCUGUUUGACAGGCUGUAGGCUUGGUGGAGCUGUGUGUAGUCAAGCUUGGCUUCUGGCUGUUGAGCGUGUGGUAAUCUGUACAUGCUCUUGCGGUCUAGCUGUGUAUUUGAAUUGGGUAGAGGCUUUGUAGAGGUGUUUGUAGAUGUGCAAAGCUCAGCAUCGUUCCGUAGUCUGUGUUUUAUACUUGGGUUUGUGGGCUUCGCUGAACUGUCUAGUUUGUCCUUUUAUUCGUAGCGUAGAUUUCCAUGUUCCUGUGGUUCUGUUGGUCUGUUUCUGUCUAUCUGUGUGUGAGUGUAUGUGUGUAAGCUUGCGUGCAUGUGCGUGUGUGUGUGUGUGUGUGUGUGUUACUGACUCCCCUAUGGCUUUAAUAAACCCAACAAACUAAAUUAAACAUUUUCUCUCCAAUCCUACAUUGUAGAUUUGAUCAGUGGCAAAUUAAGGGAUUGAGAAGGACAAUGAUAGUAUCCGAUCAACUUAAUCCAGUUUCUUAUUGAUGAGAAAUACAUACAUUCUCUCCUCUCUCCCAUCCCCCUCUUUUUUCUCUCUCUCUCUGUCUCACUUUCCCACCCACACUGUAACACAUAGUGUUAUGAUGAGUUUCUAUGGUAUCAAGUAAUUCAUGAUGCAAGAAGAUAUUUAACACUUAGCUGGGGAGUUCAUAUAAAUAUUGAAUAGGUACCAUGGUUCGUUAUAACAAAAGGACAGUGCUUUGCCUCUUGCCAUUCCGAACUACUGAACAAAGAAACCAUAUCAUUUAUAUUCCCUCUGUUACACAUUUCUUCAACCACAUCUGGUAACCAUCGGUGGGCACUCCCUUGUCUGAUGUUAUUCCCUUAUACCCCCAAGUCAGUAUAUCAUAUCCAUUGAUCAUUCUAAGAUAUACAUCAGUAAUCUCCCUUGACAGAAUGGAAUCCAUGGCCCCCCAGACUGAGAGGCGCCAAGUCACUUUCUACUAAAUUCAACCUGGUUCCCACCACACUAUGAAAACAUCAUAACACAUAGCAUGGAUACAAGGCACAUAGCAUGGGUACAAGGCACAUAGUAUGCGAACAGCACCCGAACAGCUCAGUUAGUCUCUACUCUGUGUCUGCUUGCGUAUUAUGGGUCUGUGCUACCGAUUAACAUGUAUAGCGCUUACUGAUCAAAUGUCUUCUCCCAGCCUCCAUCUUCUCUGUGCUCUUUGAUGCAGGUGCUCACUCAAAAUGGCUUCUGGAGGCUUGGUGUCGCCAUGCUGACAAUCAUGAUGGGAGGAGAGUGUCCUCGUGUGUGUGUGUUUGUGAGAGAGAGAGAGGUUUAGAUUAUGUGAGAGUGUAUGUGUUCAUGAGAGAGAGAGAGUCACAGUGGAAGAGAGAGUUUUGAGUGUAUCUCUUAUACUAACUCCUCCCCUUCCUCUCCACCAGAGCCGGCCCCCAUCCUGAGGGGGCAGGUGGUGCCGUAGUGGGAACAGGACCCUGGCCCAACCCCCCCACUGAGGCUGAACAGCUCCAGGCUCUGAUGGCUGCUGCCAACGGUGAGUCUGCGGCCUACAUCUCCCCAAAAUCCCCUUUCCUUCUCUCUGUCUUCAGCUACCUCACAAGGUUACCUCCAUCGAUAGCUGUAUGGGAGGGAGGGAGGGAGGGAGGGAGGGAUGGGGAGAGAGAGAAAGAGAGAGAGAGAGAGCAUCUGUUCAUGCAUUCUAACAGGGAGGGCUGGUGACACUGAAGUAUCUCUGUUCUCUGUUGAGGACUGAUACUGCAUACAGACGGGGAGAUGGAGAGCUCUCUGCCACUUGGUACAGCUACAGAGAGAGCCCUGUUGGAGAGCAGCAUCUCAUUCACUAGAUUCUUAGUUCAUACGGCUUGAUUCGAUCAGAGUGGCAGUUGAUAAGGAAACAACACAUCCUUCCUCUGUGUGCCUCCAUUAGGAUACACAGAGAGAGAGAGUGGCUGCCAAGUACACAUGUAUAGACCCCAGUGUGUCUCAACAGUCCCUGUGUAUGAAUGAACCAAUGCAUGAGGACUAUGGGACACAGAGCUCUUUGUUUCAAUGCUCCAUAGCUGCAGUCACCCAGAAACCUGCACGCUGCCUCUCUCUCUAUUAGUGUGCAAUCAGUCAGUCUAAUCCUCAAUUACAAAUUAUAUUUCAUGAAAUCUGAAUAUGCUGCGUGUAGUUGUUUACAUCUGUUCUGUGUGAGAGAGCGGAGGUUCAAUAUGCUGUGAGUGUGGGGGAGGGGAGGGGGUGGCUCAGAACAGUGCUGAGCUGGAGCUGCAAUGCAGUGCAGGAAAGACCCUCAGUUAGUAGAGUUCCUCUCUGUUCACAGCAUCACAACACACCCAGCUAUAACCCUCUCUACCUCCCUCCCUUCUUUCUCUCAGAGGUGAGUGACGCGACAGCAACCCUUGGCCCUCGCUACAAUGCCCAGUUCCCCAUGCAGCAUGUGCCCGAUUACCGCCAGAACGUCUACAUCCCCGGCAGCACGGCCACCCUGACGGCCAACCCCCAGCAGAUGAUGCCCCAGCAGGCCUUGCAGGGCCCACCUCAGGCCAUACCCCAGGUGGACAUCCCCAACGCUGCCCAGACCCCCGCCAGCAAGAAGAAGUCCACCAAGAAGGACAAGAAGUAAGCCAAGCUAACACCAAGCCCCAUCGCCACAGAAACCAAGACCCUGCCCCCCCAUACUACCGAGUAUCCUCUCUCAUUGGAAGCCUUGAUCUUUGUUUUUCUUAAACCAUUCAAUCUGAUAGUCCCAGCAUUUUGGAUGUUAGUGAGCAUAUGUCACUUUGCAAAUGUUUGUUAUGGGCAUUCACUGUACUUCUUGCUUCUAUGGUCAUCACAGCUUACUUCAGGCAGAGGUUAUUGGUGUGUUGUAUGUGGGGUGGGAGGGAGAGGAAGACUACAUUAGAUGUGUAUUGGAUCCAGAUGGAUUUCAGGGACCUGGAAUUCAUGUAGUGACCUAGCUCUGUAUUAUAGCAUUCUAAAGAAAAUCAAAAAAAUAAAAACAAUCUAAUGGUUUGUUUUAUUAAACCAUUUGAUGUUUCUCGAAAAUGACAAGUAGUUGCUUCUUAUGGUGACACAAAUUACAAGUACACCUUUUUGUUAGGCUUCUUUAGAGAACUUGUUUUAGCUCUUUUAAGGGAUGAAAUAGACAAGACGCAUGAUUCAUCCUUAAGAUGAAGAACCACAGAAGAUUACACUAACAUACAUUUGAAGAAAGAGACUAGCUCAAUUUCAUCACAAAAGUACCAAUGUCAUGAGAAUGCAUACUGUAGCGUUAACAUUUUAAAAUGCCUCUAAGGUUCGAUUUAGUUAUUUGACUAGUAAGCAAAAUAACAGAUGCUGAUUUAAUGUUACUUACAAUGGUGACCAUCAAAGUAUAUCCAGCUGCUUUUUAAAAUCUUGCCCAAGCAGGAUUCUGUGGUUAUUUAGAUCAUUUGAGCCACGAUUGUAACCUUUUUCCAUCAUUAUUGGUAGAAUCCUGUAGAGUGGCAUUAAAGCUUAACUUUGUUCAUAUAAUGUAACAUUGUAAAGAUCGAUCAGUGUUUUAUUAACUUAGAACCAGCAUUAUUUAGAUAUUGUGUCAGCGUUGUUGUAACGUUGUAUCAGCAUUAUGCCGGGCUGGCCCUGUGUGAUUGGCUCUGCACUGUGGACUUCUCUAAGGCUCAUAGACAGAGUCCUGUGACCACGUCCCCAGGGUUGGGUGUGUGGUAAGGGCAGAGGGAGGGGAUAGGGUUGCCAGUCUUUGUCCUCUUGCCACAUGUACAGUAUCUCUCCGGCUUUGACAGCCUGUAAAUGUGCUCUCAUCACGUCUUCAGUUCUCAGUCUUAAUUCCUCAGUUCUCUAAGGAGAACCUUGACCAGACCACAUGUUCAGUACACUACAACUCCAUGCACUGGAUGUUCUGUAAGGACAGUUUACAGAAGCCUCUGGAGAAGCCUUGUAGCGGCAUUCAGGGCCAUAUCAGGACCAUGGACAGAGACCACCUCCCGCUCCCCCUCCUAGCAGCAGUCUGGGGCACAGAUAAUGUUUUCAGCCCAUCCUUUAACCUGCCAUCCCCCCAGAUGCACAGACACUCUGCCCCCAUGUAAAUAAGACACAUAGCUAGUCUGUAUGAAUCUUAGAGAGACACAUCACUCUCUCACAACAACCACACAGCUGGCUAGUACUGGAAUGUUUCGAAUAUUUUUCAACUAAAAAAAAUCUGAUUUAAAAAAUGAAAGAAAUAAGUGUUUCAGAUUAAAUGUAGUAGUGUAGUGACUAAGAGUUGAGCUCGCUGACUUAACCAAGCUGUAAAUAAAACUAAAACUUUAAAAGACAGUCGUAGCUAGAGGCUUGUGAAAUUUGUUGUGCAUAUUUUUGUGUUUUCUCUCUAUCGCAUUCUUUCUUUGGUCACUCCAAACUUUAAAGCAUAACACACAACACUUAAAUGUCUUUAAAGUGUGAUUCCAUUUCCCUGUACCUCUUCCUGUGUUUGUGACUUUAAUCAAUUGUUAUGCUACUGGAAUGCCACCCUUGCUCAUAUGAAUAUAAAUAUAUAUGCAUCUUCUGCUGGAAUAAUCCUCUAUAUUCUAUUGUAUUAUCUUUCGUAUUAAAUUGCUUAGCGCUUCUCCCUGUUACACUCUUAUUUUAUACGCUAAUAUUUAUAUUGCUGUUUAUUUGUUUGUUUUUUGUUUACUCUUUGAACACUGACAUUUCCAAAUAAAAAUGUAUUCUAAAAUCAUGUCUUCUCUUUAGUAUUGGCAGUAUUUUACUGAUGAAUGAUGUUCUGUUAGCUGGCAGGAGGCAGGGGAUUAUAAUAGCUAAUGGCAGCGUCCGUAUUGGAGCCUGUCUGUUGGACUGA
Coregonus sp. 'balchen' is the source of this 40822-nucleotide messenger RNA. The record is from the annotation of a GenBank genome assembly. Lineage: Eukaryota; Metazoa; Chordata; Actinopteri; Salmoniformes; Salmonidae.